Messenger RNA from Chenopodium quinoa (quinoa), 2684 nucleotides. Its product is annotated as protein ECERIFERUM 3-like. Gene Ontology annotation, molecular function: oxidoreductase activity; iron ion binding. NCBI's taxonomy places the organism in Eukaryota, Viridiplantae, Streptophyta, Magnoliopsida, Caryophyllales, Amaranthaceae. The transcript is spliced from 11 exons. The record is from RefSeq and is a predicted model, not a curated record. The coding region runs from base 576 to 2447 and encodes 623 amino acids. Gene Ontology annotation, biological process: lipid biosynthetic process.
AUUCAUUAGCCCUUAUAGUCGACAACUUACAGAGAAAUUUCUUUUCCGAGGAAAAUAAUUAAAAUCAAAAGAACAGAAGAAGUAGCAAAAUAGUACCCUACUUCCAACCAAAAGAAACCCAAAUUCAUUGGGACAUAUUUCCUCUAACUGUAAUCUUAUGGUACUACUAGUGCAUUUAAUUAGGGCAGGUUACUUGAUGCCCUUUAUAAACUAGUAUUUCUUUGGUUUCAGUCCUUCAGAUCUAAGUAUCACAUACAUUUUAUUUUCUUAGACAUUUUUUCCUCUUUGAGAAACUAAAUUGGAAAAAAUAUCUCAUCCUCUUCUCUCUAGCUAAUAUACUCCUCAAUUAAUAAUUCUAUCUCAUCAACAACUCAAUUUUUCUUUUAUUUUAUUUUAUUACCAUUUACCAUCUUUGUCUCACUUUUUCUAUUUUCUUUUUCCUACCCUCCUUUUUUAUUGGAACCUUACUCACAAAAAGAGCAAGAUUUUGGGCAUAAUAUUCUUUUGAUCUAGGUAAGUUAAAGGAUUAAGAAAAUUUUAGUUGGAUUUUGGAAAGAGAAAAAAGGGAAGAAAACAUGGGUGCCCUUCUUGCUAAUUGGCCAUGGGAGAACUUGGGCUCAAACAAGUAUUUUCUAUACGGCCCGUUUAUUGCACAAGUAGCACAACUAUGGUGGAAAGGAGAAACAAUAAGCAAUACAUGGAGCUUCCAUAUUCUAUUGCUAUGUAGUCUUAGAGGUGUUCUCCAUCAACUUUGGCAUACUUAUUGCAACAUGCUCUUCCUUAGCCUUAAGCGCCGAAUUAAUCACCAAGGAAUCGAUUUUAAGCAAAUCGACCACGAAUGGAAUUGGGAUAAUUUCAUAAUUCUUCAAGCAUUAGUUGGAAGCUUAAUGUUGUAUAUGUUCCCAUCCUUAACAAAUUGGAACGUGUUAUGGGACGUAAGAGGAUUAAUUGCAGCUUUGUUGAUUCAUAUGGUAGUUUCGGAGCCGUUGUAUUAUACGAUACAUAGGUUAUUUCAUAACCAACCAAAAUUAUACAACAAUUACCAUUCACUACAUCAUUUAUCUCCUGUACUACAGCCUUAUACUGCGGGAAAUGCAACAUUCUUAGAGCACAUCCUCUUGUUGGGGAUCAUGGGGAUUCCAUUGGUUGGAGCAGCUUUGAUGGGAUAUGGUUCAAUUGGCUUGAUUUACAUCUAUGUUUUGGCAUUUGAUUUCUUAAGAUGUUUGGGACACUCUAAUGUUGAAAUUUUCCCACAUCAAAUUUUUGAAGUUUUGCCUAUCUUUAGAUACCUUCUAUACACCCCUACAUAUCACAGCAUACAUCAUUCAGAGAAAGAUUGUAAUUUCUGUCUAUUUAUGCCAAUUUACGACUUAUUGGGAAAUACUCUUAACGGCAAAUCGUGGGAGAUGCAAAAGCAAAUAAGUCUAAAUUCAGAGAAAAAUGUGAGGGUGCCGGACUUUGUGUUCUUAGCACAUGUAGUGGACAUAUCAUCGGCCUUGCAUGUCCCAUGGUUGUUCCGAGCAUAUGCAGCCUUGCCCUUCUCCGUGCGGUGGUUUCUCUUGCCCUGUUGGCCUAUUGUUUUAUUGGUUAUGUUCAUGAUGUGGGCAUGGGCCAAGCCCUUCACCGUCUCCUUCUACAACCUCCGCGGCAAGUUGCACCAUACCUGGGUUGUUCCUAGGUUCGGUUUCCAGUAUUUCUUGCCAUUUGCAACAAAAGGGAUCAACAAGCAAAUAGAGCAUGCUAUACUUAAGGCAGAUAAAAUGGGUGUCAAGGUUCUUAGCCUCGCGGCCCUCAACAAGAAUGAAGCAUUGAAUGGUGGAGGAACAUUGUUUGUUAACAAGCAUCCUAACCUAAAAGUACGUGUGGUUCAUGGAAAUACAUUGACCGCCGCAGUUAUUCUUCAUGAACUUCCAAACAAUGUCGAGGAAGUCUUCCUAACCGGUGCAACCUCUAAGCUCGGAAGAGCCAUCGCCCUUUAUCUCAGUCGUAAACAAGUGCGAGUUUUGAUGUUGACUCUAUCAACUGAGAGGUUCCAAAAAAUUCAAAAAGAAGCUCCAGUAGAAUGUCAAAAAUACUUGGUACAAGUGACCAAAUACCAAGCAGCCAAGAAUUGCAAGACAUGGAUAGUAGGAAAAUGGAUCACACCAAGGGAGCAAAAUUGGGCACCAACCGGGGCCCAUUUUCAUCAAUUUGUGGUUCCACCUAUCUUGCAUUUUAGAAGAGAUUGUACUUAUGGUGAUCUUGCUGCCAUGAAGCUGCCUGAGGAUGCCCAAGGUCUUGGCAGUUGCGAGUAUACAAUGGAAAGAGGAGUAGUACAUGCAUGUCAUGCUGGAGGAGUGGUUCAUUCACUAGAAGGGUGGACACAUCAUGAGGUUGGUGCAAUUGACGUGGAUAGAAUUGAUGUGGUGUGGAAAUCUGCAAUGAAGCACGGUUUAAAACCUGUUUAGGGUUUGGAUAAUUAUUGCUUAUAAUAAUUAAGAAGUUAAAAGGGGGUAAUCCAAACCCCUAAUUUCUAAUGAUUCUUGUAAUUUGCAAGUUUCCAAUUUUCUUCUUGCAAAAUCGCUUUAAUUAAUUUCUUUUUGUAAUUUUCAAUAUUAGAGAUAGGUCUAUUUCAUUUUUAGCUUGUAUUCAUUCCAUGUAUGUAGUUAUGAAAACAAAAAAGAAAAUUGUUAUAUAAUAACACU